UUUAUUAUCGAAGUAUCAUUAAAAAAGAGAAUUUUGAUAUGUGUUAGUUGCGUGUCUUAAUGGUGUGGCCACUACGAAUGCCGGCGAAGAGGCCUUUAGGCCGGCAGGUCAAUGACAUCGCCGGCACUUCUUGUGCUCUCUCUCUUCCUCGUUUGCUCCGUCUUCGGAAUGAUUUCGGUACAAACAGGUCAUGACAACAAUUCAAAACAAAAUAAUAUUGUUGUUAAUAAUUCAUUAAUUAAAGAAGUAAAUAAAAUGAAAAAUCUAACAAUGGAAACUAUAAGGACCAAAAUACUAGAUAAUAGAUAUGUAAGCUUUGAUGAAAAUAUCGAAGAAUUGAGAAGUAAUUUUACAUACAAAUAUGACGAUAUAUACACUGCCGAUGAUGAUCUUUUAUAUAGUAAACUUAAUAUAAAUAAAUCAUUACAUAAUAUAAGUGAUAAACGAAGUAUUGUACGAAGAAAUGAAGGGAGUAGAAGUUUAAGAGAGAUUCUAAGACCAAGGAGACGAUUUAAACGAGAAGAAGAUUCAGAAAGAUGUGAAACAUUUCAUUACCAAAAAGAUAGAACGCAAAUAAGUCAUCCGUAUUCAAAAAACGACACAAACAAAUUGUAUUAUGGUGACAUAGAUUGUACGACUACAAUUGAAGGUCCUGAAGGAAGUGUGAUAAAAUUAACAUUUGUUGAUAUUUUUCACAUAGAAGACCAUCCUGAUUGUGCUUAUGAUUUCUUAGAAAUACGCGAUGGUGAGAAAGGAUAUUCAAACAGUCUCGGCAAGUUUUGCGGCGAGAACUUUCCACCUCAAAUUACCACAACGGGACCCUUCGCCUGGCUAAAGUUUCACUCUGACGGGACGAUAGAAUAUGAAGGUUUUCAUAUAACUGUAGAGAUUAUACAAUCACCUAGCAACAGUCAUAAAAUACCCGAUAGCUGUUUUAAAAACUUGACUGGUCCAGAAGGAUAUGUUAAUACGACAAGUAUUGAUGAGAAUUGCAAACGAGGCAGCGAGGGCCAUCCGUUAGAUGUACUGUGGAGGAUUGAAACCGACGAAAAUACUAAGAUAUAUCUCAACUUUACGGGAUACAGUUUAAACAAACCAAAUGAAUGUGAACAAAAUGCAGUACAAGUUUUUGGGUAUAAAACCGAGGAGAAAUACAGAUUGGCGUAUUAUUGUGGUUCAAUAGCUAAUCCUGUUACAACUAAAGAUACGGAAGGCAAUGAAAAAGGAAACAUAAUGCACGUUCGUUUGUACGCAACUAGUUCGGGAAAGAACUCAGAAUUUAGCGCAAGGUAUACAGCGUUUAGAAGCUUAGAUCCGAAUAGAGACGAGAAAUGCAGCGCGACGGAAUUCCAUUGCGGUGACAAUACGUGUAUAAACGCGGGACUCGAGUGCGACGAUUACGCUCACUGCAGAUUGAAAGCGGACGAGGAAAACUGUAAGCACACGACUGAAUCAAUGAUUAGCAAGUUACACAUUAUAGUAAUUCUAGUUAUAUUUUCAUUGAUACUGUCAGGAAUGAGUUUUGUAUUCGUAUUUAAAUGUAUUAGAAAAUUAUAUCAAGACCAUAAAAUAAUUAAGGAACAUAUCAGACAAUCUUGCGAAGAUAGAUUGGACAGUUUAGUCAGCAGUCGACUGACACUCGACGCUAAACGGUUGCAAAGAGACAGCGAACCGCGAGCGAGUCUCGAAAGAGAGAACCAUACUAAUGAAAUGUAUAAAAAACAACGAAAGUAUUCACAACGCAAGCAAAGCAGUAUUGAAUCAGAUUUCGUACAAGAAACACAUUUAGAUAUGGACGAAGAGAUCUGGCGUAAAGAUGUCAGUAGCGUUCCAAUUCAAACUGAAGAUGUUCAUAUAGAACGGAAUGGGAGAUCAAGGAGAAGUGAUUUGAGUAGGAAAGAAGAGUCAAUUAGAAGUAGAACAAGAGAAAGCGAAGAGAGGAAAGAGAUCAGAGACGUGUCAGUUGGCGCGCCGGAUACAAAAGAAUCUGGAUGUCAGACGAGAGAAAGUUUAUUCCAGGACGCUCCUCUUAGCUCUGAUGGUUCUGGUACAACAAAUAGCAGAGGUUUCUCGACCUUCGGUUACUCAGGUGCCACAAUCGUCAGGCCGUCCUCACCGCCGACACAAACGAACACCUCACAAAUUACUAUAGAACUUCUCAAACAAAAGCCACCGAAACAAGAUUCCAAACAACUAAAGAAAAUCUCCGACCGUCGUCCGAUAAGUGCGGAGACAACACGAUCAGCCCCUGACGUUAUAAUAGUCUCCAAACCGAUUCGCUGAGGCUGACAUUUGGGGCCCCCACCGUGGGCCCCAACUCCGCCAGAUUGCUGGCCCCAUCCUAAGGAACCGAGGACAUGUCCUGAAGGUUCCUAUCAACCGUACGGGUGCAAAGACGAUUAUUGUAGUGACAACUUUGAUAAUUACGAAGGUUAUUACAGUCAUCAUUUUCUCGAAGGACCAAAAUAUGAAUAUUGUUUGAAAAGUGAUUUUAAUUGUAGUAAAUCGAAAACUUUACCAAGAAAUUUAGGUUCGUCUGUUGAGUCAAAGACUAAAGUGCAUCCUCAUCGAAGUGUUUAUUUCUACGGCAUAGAUGAAGAGCCAUGUACGAGAUCGACUAAAACGAUAUUAGUCAAAGCGGAUAUUGAAGUACCUAGAUAACAAAUAAAAUCAUCCCUAAAUCUAGGCAUGUGAUAAGAUAGAUAAUAAACUUUUUUUUU
Molecule: messenger RNA, 2720 nt
Organism: Papilio machaon (common yellow swallowtail)
Lineage: Eukaryota; Metazoa; Arthropoda; Insecta; Lepidoptera; Papilionidae
Gene: Neto
Product: bone morphogenetic protein 1
Exons: 13
Coding region: 112-2283 (723 amino acids)
Molecular function (GO): protein binding
Source: RefSeq, a predicted model, not a curated record